AUGGGGGUCGGAGUUCCCGUGGAUGCACACCCUGCGAAAGCACCAUCUCCAUCACCUGUGGAUGGUCGAGCUGUCUAUCUGGAAAAGCUCGAGCCUCGGCAUGCAGAUGAUCUGUGGGAGGCCCUUGGCCCUCAGGAGUACAGUGGCAUCUGGGACUACAUCCCUGACGGUCCAUUUCCCCACAAAGAGUCUUUCGUCCUAUUCAUUGAGCACAUUUCGCGGUCUGCAGACCCAUACCUAUACUGUCUAAUUGACAAGGCCCGCGGCAAAGCCGUUGGCUUCUUCUCGCUCAUGCGCAUCGACCAGAAGAACCGCGUCAUCGAGAUCGGGUAUGUUGUAUUCUCGCCGCUGUUGCAGCGCACUACUGCAGCCACGGAGGCUGUGUACCUACUCGCCAAGAAGAUUUUCGAGGAGUUGGACUACCGGCGUUUUGAGUGGAAAUGCAAUAACUUGAACGAGGCGUCAAAGCGUGCUGCGCUGCGCUAUGGUUUUACCUUCGAGGGUGUCUUUCGUCAACAUAUGAUUGUCAAGGGCCAUAAUCGGGAUACUGCUUGGUUCUCUAUCCUCGAUUCUGAAUGGCCAGCUGUGCGUGGUGCUUUUGAGAAGUGGCUAGACCCUAAGAAUUUCGAUGCCGACGGGAAGCAGAUCCAAAGUCUGGCCUCGUUGCGCGGCUAA
Messenger RNA from Penicillium chermesinum, 675 nucleotides. RefSeq names its product GNAT family N-acetyltransferase. Lineage: Eukaryota; Fungi; Ascomycota; Eurotiomycetes; Eurotiales; Aspergillaceae. The record is from RefSeq and is a predicted model, not a curated record. The transcript has a single exon. Bases 1 to 675 code for a protein of 224 amino acids. Gene Ontology annotation, molecular function: protein N-terminal-serine acetyltransferase activity; protein-N-terminal-alanine acetyltransferase activity.